GAUGCCAGGACACACGCACUACUUCCAGGGCAGUCACGUGACUUGCCCUCCAGCCUGUAUUCUUCUGUGUAACUUAAUAGGGGUGGGCAGUAAACGAUUGGCAUGCGAAAUCAGAAACAGAAAAGGUGAAGCAACUGCAACUUCCUGAGUCAAGAUUAGCAGAACGAGAAGAAGGAGCUGGGGAGACGAAGGCAAUCGGUCACUUUGAGACACUCUGAAGAAGGACAAGACGAGAGAAGCGGUAGACACGUAACACAGCAACAAGCAUGGAUUACCGGGCUGCCCUGGAGGUUUAUAAGGAGCUGUUGCUGGUGUAUCUUGAGCAGGGCCGGCGGUUUGUGAACGCACAGUGCGAAGGGCUGGAACCUUGGCAGAUCAUCACAGGAGCCGUGGCAGCGACUCUGCUGGCAGUGUGGCUACGAGGCUUCCUCUUCCAACAAGAGAGCUUGAUAUCCAGAACUAAGAAGAAGAUAUUUAAGUUAAUAAGAAGAAUUCCUUUUGUAGGCGCUUCAAUUCAGAUGCAGUUGAACAAGGCUCUGGAUGACAUGGCGUCGAGUCUGUGCACCCUGAAGGAUGGGAUGAGGUAUGUGAAGGUGCUCCCAGCUCGGGGGCUCUCGCAGACAGAGGUGCUGGACAAGCUGCGCGAGUACAGCUCUUUGGGGGAGGUCCAGUGGGAGGAUGGCAAGGUGUCUGGGACUGUGUACAGUGGAGAUGAGAAGCUCACCAAUCUUCUGGUGAAGGUCUAUGGAGACUUCGCCUGGAGUAACCCCUUGCACCCCGAUAUCUUCCCUGGGGUUCGGAAGAUGGAGGCAGAGGUGGUGCGGAUGGCGUGCACGCUUUUUCACGGGGGACCCUCUUCCUGCGGCACGGUCACCUCCGGUGGCACUGAAAGUAUCCUGAUGGCCUGUAAAGCGUACAGAGACAUGGCAUUGGAGCGCGGAGUCAAGCACCCUGAAAUUGUUGCUCCAGUCAGUGCUCAUGCAGCCUUUGACAAAGCGGCGCAUUACUUUGGGAUGAAAAUUGUUCACAUUCCCCUGGACCCAGACACCAUGCAGGUGGAUGUGAAGGCGAUGAGGCGAGCUAUUUCCAAGAACACGGCCAUGCUGGUCUGCUCCGCUCCUCAGUUUCCACACGGAAUCAUUGACCCAGUACAGGAAAUAGGAAAGCUGGCUGUGAGCUCCAGCCUCCCUCUCCACGUGGACGCCUGCCUGGGCGGCUUCCUCAUCGUCUUCAUGGACAAGGCCAAAUUCCCCCUGGCUCCCUUCGACUUCCGGGUCAAGGGGGUGACCAGCAUUUCUGCAGACACACACAAGUAUGGCUAUGCCCCAAAGGGCUCCUCUGUCGUCCUGUACAGUGACUCUAGGUACCGGCAGUACCAGUACUUUGUGGCCCCAGACUGGCAGGGCGGUAUCUAUGCGUCCCCCAGCAUUGCGGGCUCCCGGCCAGGGGGAAUCAUUGCUGCCUGCUGGGCCACCAUGAUGCACUUCGGAGAGAACGGCUACAUCGAGGCCACCAGCAAGAUUGUGAAUACCACGCGCACCAUCGACUCAGCGUUGCGGAACAUCGAUGGCUUGUUUGUCUUUGGGAAGCCCGAGGUCUCAGUGGUGGCCGUGGGCUCCAGGGUCUUUGAUAUCUUCAGAUUAUCCAACUCAAUGACCUCCAAGGGCUGGAACCUGAACACUCUGCAGUUUCCUUCCAGCAUUCAUAUCUGUGUGACAUUGCUGCACACGAAGCCCGGCGUGGCGGAGCAAUUUAUCAGGGACAUGAAGGACUCGGUUGCAGUCCUCAUGGAAAGCCCUAAAGACAAGACCACCGGCAUGGGCGCUAUCUAUGGCAUGGCUCAGUCCAUUCCUGACCGCUCCAUGGUGACUGAGAUCUCGCGAGGCUUCCUGGACUGCCUCUACAGCACAGACGCUCCCAGCUCAGACAAGCUGUGAGCACGGUCAGGGGAUCCUCAGCAGGCACACAGGUACCCCUGCCAGGACUCCACCUUCUCGGGGCUGGGAGCACAACCAGGGGAUCCUCGCAGGGCAGACAGGUACCCCUGCCAGGGCUCCGUCUUCCACAAGCUCACUGCUGUCCGUUUCACUGUGGUUCCUGAAGUACAUUUUCACACGGUUAUACAUACUUCCACAUUCUUUUAUUUCUGUGUUGUCUCAAAUUGUCAUCUCCUUUACAAAAAGAAUACUGUAAUUUCUAAACAGAUUUUCCACUUUUUGUUUUUAUUAGUAUUAGUGUCUGUUGUGAUUUUAGGUUUUAAUUUUGUACCAUGAGAUUGAACAUGGUUCCUCAGGCCCAGCUUGCCUUUCCUUUUUUCCUUUCCCUUCCUUACCUUGUCUCAUUAGUGUUCCUGCUCCAUAUGAACACGCUCCAUUUUGUGGAGCCCACUGUUCAGUGCACUCUCAAACUCUGCUCUUGGGAACUUCACUGUGACCUGAAAUGCAGGAAAGGUAAAAGCACAUCUGUGAAAAUCUACCUAAACAUUUAUUGAGGGCCCUUUUUUUAUUUAUUUUUUUUUACUUUGUUUUUAAAUGUUUACAUUUCCUGGCAUAUGAGUUCUAUCUACAACACACAGUUCAAACAUAAUUCUUAGUUAGUCCUAUGUCGAUAUGCCUUAUGUCUGACCUGAUGUUUGUUAUCAAAAUACCUUAAUAUCGGUUUAAAAUAUUUUAAAAGCAUUUUCUUUUUUGUUACAACUGAACACUACCUGAAAUUUCCCCCAGGACAUUCCCACCGACGGUUAUGUGUAGUACAAUAAGGAGGGAGCUUGUGUGUGAUUGCAGGGAGAUUACAGUCCUGUGGUCUCUGUGUAUGAAAGGAAGUUGCAAUGCCACUUUGCCUUGCUAGUGUGAUAAACAGAGCAUUGAAACUCUGCCCUCGUCUGGCCGGUAACGGAGCAGCAUUCUCUCAAGUCCCUUAUCACACUGCUGUUGAUCUUCUUUAUUUAUUAAAUAUAACCUCUCGUUUUUGAAAAGUAGUUUUUAUACAUAAAGUAAAUGCAUUAGUUAAUUAUAUUUUACAAGAAUGAUUGCUAUAAUCCAUUUUGACACUUUGUAUUUCAGUGUAUAUAAUACAGCUGCCUUCCUACAGUAAUUCAAGGCCAUAUCACUGACUAAAUCAUUUGACCACUCCCUUAUUCCUGUUCAUACAAGUUAAAACAGUAUGUAUCUACUCCUGGGAGUUCAAAAUGUAUUUUUGUAUGGCUGAAUCACUCUAUUGGGGGGUGAUUGGUAUUUAUAUACUUCAUUGCUUAUGUUGUAAAAAGAUUAGGUUUGUCCCUGCUGCCCUGUCCUAUUGUUUCUAAUCGUAUCACUUCCAUCAGGUGACUCCACCAUCCUAAAGGAGAGGCAGGUUUUGAAUCUAGCCAGUAAUACAAAAUAAUGUUCUACAAAUUAUGAUCUCUGCUAUUAAAUGUAACACAGGAAGUGAAUGGGGAAAGGAAGCCAAGUACCACCAUCCCCGGUCCUGGAGAGUUACUGGGUCUGCUGGUUUUCGUUUCAGCAGAGUUCUCUGUGACUUAAUUGCACUAAUUAUUGUCUUAAUUAAAGACACCUAGAAAACCUGCAGGAUAGGGGCUCUCCAGGACCAGGUUUGGAGACCCCUGUUCUAAAUCAUGUAUGAGCAAGCAACCAAUCACUUUUAAGGAUUCGUCAAACUUCCAGUGCAUCUUAUCCUGUGACCAGUGGUGUCAUCCUUUGCAUAGAACAAACAUCAUGCAGUUGUAAAGUUGAAGUAGAUCCUGAGUUCUGUGGUUAAUUUCAGUAAUUCCGCACAGAAGAGUGUGUGUCGUUCUGGGAUAUCUCCAUGCCAUGCCUCGAGCAGGAUCGAUAUCCCACAACACACCCGAGAGCCAUAGAACGAUUAUUCAAUAGUUAUGAGGCCAUGUGAAAGUAAAAAUAACUAACAAAAAUAGGGUUAAAGAGAACCAUAGCAAUGCCCUGAGUUCGUCACAGCUAUGACAUCACAUGGCCCACUGAAAUGAAUAGGAGGACAAUCCUUGCCAUUGUAUACUUGUUUCGCUUGUGUAGGAUGUCGCUAAUUAGAAUAGAAAUGAUUUUGCACAGUCUGGAUAUCAAAGAUCAACAGCAAGACGAGAAGGGACCUGUCAAAAUGUCGUUCUUCUAGUGAGCGGGAAGAACAUGUUUUAUUUCUUUUAGUCUUGUUCAUAACUCGCUUAAUUGACCUGUGGGAAUAUUACACGAUCAAUGCAAACUGCAAUCGGCACAGAACACUUCAGAUAAUGGAAUGAACCACUGCAAAUAAUCAAAGUAUUUUGUUGCCUGCCCAGAUACUUGCAAAGGUUUUUUACCACUUUGUUUUCAAUGUUUUUAUGGUUAGAAUGGUUGUGUCUUAAUGUAGAGAGGCCAGUGAUUCUGGGAGUGUGGAGAGUAGCUAAGUUAAAUUCAUGAAAUUGUGAGACUGGCUGCCACAUGGUUAACUGUGGUCUUCUGAAGUACGAGAUCUACAAAUAAGUGAAGCCUGCAGAAGAGUAGAGCACUAUAAUAAUAAUGAGUUGUUUCAAAUCUGUAUCUGUAAAUAGCUGUUUAAAUGGUUCCAUUGGGAUAUCUGACCAUUCCUCAAUGAUUACAGCAUCCAAAUCCUGGCACACGUACAGAACUGGCAGUCCUGUUCAACGUAUGUGUGUCUGUGGGUGUAUAGGGUACGUGCCAUACUUGUAUGGAAGCUGCAUCUCCCAGGUACAAAUUGGUUUGUCAGGGAUUCCAUUUUCAUAUUGAAGGAGACACCUUCUGAGGUACAAAUCAUUUGUGCUACAUUUCUAACUUUUUGUCCAGCGCCUGUAUUUCUGUUCUCUGGACUCGUGUCAAUUUCAAUCUCAGUCUAGCUUGCUGUGCGAGCUGUCCAUCCAAUAUCAACAGCAGCACCACAAAAGUACAAUGCCAACCUCCAGGCCAGGCUGGCUGUGGGCACUGCUUUUCUAUAUUGACACUGGGAAUUGAAAGAGCCGGUAAAGCCAGAGCGUGUGCACCUUGUUUUUGUUUUUUUUGUUGUUUGUUUUUUAAACGGUUGAAAUUUGAUGUUGCAUUUUAGAUUUUGCACAGUUGUAGAACAGACAGGUUAAGGAGAUUCUUAUUUUCUUGUUCCGGCUUGUGGAUUGAUGAUAGCUAGAAUAAUAUAAAUGGACAGUUGUGCUGUGGAUCCGUCUCUAGUGGACGGCUCACACAAAUCUCGUUUCUGUUCACCUUUGCCCAGGGCUAAUGACUGGUUCAAAUUCACUCACUCUCCUUCUGGCACAACGUUAAAUAGCAGCAUUCACCUGUAUGCCUUCCAUACCAAACCAUACAUUGUGGGAUCUUGAGAAAACAUGUAACAGUAAUGCCCCUCAGGAACACGCAAACAUCCAACAUUGAGGCAAUGAGAACUGCAGGUUUGCAGUUAUUCUCUAACAAAACCAAACAGUAACAUACUGCUUGCUCAGUUAAAACACUUACUUGUGUAGAGUGUUGACCUAAUUUGCCUGUGGGUUUGCAAACCAGUUAGCUAAUACCAGACUUUUUGGUAUUUAAUUUUGUGUUAGACCAGCAAUAUUAAAAUCUGUCAGGAUGCUGUCAGCUAAGUUUUGUCGAAAUGUGCAAUUCUAGGUACAAAAUGUACAGUAACAAGUCCUCAAUUAUAUGUUUGUCAAGGAAAUUCUGUAUAAAACCUCUCUUCCUCAAAAUG
Molecule: messenger RNA, 5679 nt
Organism: Acipenser ruthenus (sterlet)
Lineage: Eukaryota; Metazoa; Chordata; Actinopteri; Acipenseriformes; Acipenseridae
Gene: sgpl1
Product: sphingosine-1-phosphate lyase 1
Exons: 14
Coding region: 267-1937 (556 amino acids)
Biological process (GO): carboxylic acid metabolic process; sphingolipid catabolic process
Cellular component (GO): endoplasmic reticulum
Molecular function (GO): sphinganine-1-phosphate aldolase activity; pyridoxal phosphate binding
Source: RefSeq, a predicted model, not a curated record